CUUGAUAAAGUCUUCCCUCCGGGGAAAAGAUGGUGAUGUGACGGUCAAACCCCGCGCUCGAUCCCCGAGACAUCGCGCAUCGAAAAUGCAAUCACCUGUAUAACGAGAAUAAAAAUUAACACGAACAACACGACUACAGCCCUUCGAAAGGGGGCAGCUUGCAGGGUCGCGGGAGGCAAGAUGAAGGAUCACAACUUGCAGGCUUUUUUAAUUUUUUCUUUCACUUUCACUAUGUUUGAAGCGGAAAGCACCGACGCUGACUGCGCUGAAAAGGAAGGGAGCAGCGGCUUUAAUGAGAAAUGCGUUGUCUUUGAAAUUUGCAUAGCCGAUAGAAAGAAAGAAAAUCUGCAAACGUUAUUCAGUAAAACACCCAGUUCUUGAGUUUAAUGAAAUGUGGUGUUGUUUAUUUAAUUAUUCUUCACAGAAUGUUACUUCUGUAAUGUAAUGUCGGACACUUUGCAUUUCAAGCGCUCUUGCUGUGUGUGUGUAUAUCAGCUUUUAAAACGGGAUCGCAAUGGGGAACGCUAGAGCUCAAGCUGUUUGUGUCAAAGUCUGCACUAACUAGCGCAAAUCGCCUGUGCGUAAUGGAGAGAACAAUGUUACAACUGCCCCCGGUCUCCCCUACCUUGCUGUUCACGUGGUUACUUUUUAUUUCAUUUUCCGCAGCGCUUGGAAACAGCUGCGGUGCCGCUUGUGGCCACAGGAGGGCGCUGCGAGACCGGCGUGUCCAGCGCCUCCGGAUUGGAUCACUCGUUCUCAUCAUCAGCGGCAGUUUUCUGGUUCCUCCGACCCCCGGGUAAUGGUUUGCGCUCAGCUCGUGUUUUACAUACAUUUGCUUGGUGUGGGCAAAACAAAUACCACGGACACCUAUCAAUCUCUAAAUCAGCCCCAAGCGCCGAUAGGAGCCGAGAAGCAGCGAGCAGCACAGAGCUGCAGAGCCGCGGAACACCUGAAACUGAAUCCCCGCGUCCGCCAGCUUGGCUCCGAUCUCCGUACUCUUUAAUAGGCAAUGCCGCGCAGCGUGGAGCCGGAAUGGCGCCGGUUACCGCUGCGCUCUGUGAACUGACCCCCCCCGACAGAAAGUGUAACGGAGUGGAGCAUCAGUCAAACCCAGUUGCGAAGUAUUGCCAUGCAGACGCGGAGAGUCGGGUUUUGUUUGAAUGACAAGAAAAAGAAGAGAAUGAAUCUGGAGGCUUUUGCAGAACUUUGCAGGAAUCAAGGGAUUGAGGUGGUCCAGAUUGAUCUGAACCAGCCAAUCGCAGUGCAGGGCCCCUUCGAUGUCAUCAUCCACAAGCUCUCUGAUGUCAUGGUGGACGCGGAGCACGACAGCCAAUCACAGCAGCUGCUGGAACGAUUUGAGGGAUACACUGCGGAACACCCCCACACUGUGCUGCUGGAUCCCCUCCCUGCAAUGAGACGCCUCCUCGAUCGCUUCGCCUCCUACAGGAUCAUGGAGAGACUGCAGACUGCCAUCCCUGGUGACUGGGUCUGCAGCCCCCCUUAUAUGAAGAUCAAUUCGAUGGAGCUGAGUGAGGAACAGCUGGACAGAGUGCAAUGCAGCCUCCCCUUCCCUGUCAGUGAGCUGGUCUGUAUUCCGAUGGCUCUGAUUUUUGGCCCAGCUGGCCUGUGGGAUGCUCGCCCCCCCUGCGUGCUGCAGAGCUUCAUCAAUCACAGCGCCGUGCUGCACAAGGUCUUCGUGGUGGGAGGGGCUCACUUCACUGUGGAGAGACCCUCGCUCAAGAACUUCCCUCGGGGUCAGUCUGACAGGAAGACGAUCUUCUUCAACAGUCAUGACGUGUCCAAGCCGGAGUCCUCCUCACACCUGACUGCGCUGGACGAGGAGGCCGCGCUGCCCCGCCCCCCCAGCGAUGAUGUCAUUGCUGCCAUAGUAACAGAGUUGAGGGCGGAGCUGGGGAUGUCACUGUUCGGAGUGGAUGUGAUCGUCAACACUGAGACAGGGAGGCACACCGUGAUCGACAUCAACAUCUUCCCAGGGUACGAAGGGGUCCCUCAAUUCUUUUCUGCUCUGCUGAGCCACAUUGAGGCUGUGCUGCAAGAGAAGGAAGGGGCCUACAAGACCAGGGGCUCACCUGAGCAUGCAGCCCAGGGAGGGGAGGUGGAGUCAAGGCAAGUCACAGGAACCCCGCCUCUGAAAAUGGGCCCCACCCCCACCCUGCCCCCCAGCGCUACACACUGAUCGUGGGCUGGUCUGACAUUAAAUACAUGGUUCUUCGGCACAAACAAACCCUCCUAUCCAGAGAGGCGAGUCUCAUUCACGCUGUGCCAAGAGCCCAUCCAGUCACAGCAGGAUUACCAGCAGUCUGGCUGUUGGCUUGCCUUUCAUGAAUAAUUACACCCCCUUCACUCACUGUGUGUGCAGUUCCACCAGCUGGAGUUACCUGUUUAUCUAGCUAUUAUUUUAUAAUGCCUUAAUGUGUUUUUUUUUCUUCAGUGUUAUAGCAGAGGCUGUAGAGUUACAAUAAAAAAUAAAAAUGAAUAAAGAACAACUGAUCGAAGGGGAUAU
Molecule: messenger RNA, 2524 nt
Organism: Polyodon spathula (Mississippi paddlefish)
Lineage: Eukaryota; Metazoa; Chordata; Actinopteri; Acipenseriformes; Polyodontidae
Product: inositol-tetrakisphosphate 1-kinase-like
Exons: 12
Coding region: 1130-2197 (355 amino acids)
Biological process (GO): inositol trisphosphate metabolic process
Cellular component (GO): cytoplasm
Molecular function (GO): magnesium ion binding; inositol-1,3,4-trisphosphate 5-kinase activity; ATP binding
Source: RefSeq, a predicted model, not a curated record